This is a messenger RNA of Gracilinanus agilis (Agile Gracile Mouse Opossum), 492 nucleotides long. RefSeq names its product lysine-specific demethylase PHF2-like. The transcript is spliced from 3 exons. Gene Ontology annotation, molecular function: transcription coregulator activity; histone demethylase activity. Gene Ontology annotation, biological process: protein demethylation; regulation of transcription by RNA polymerase II. The annotation marks the transcript as partial. The record is from RefSeq and is a predicted model, not a curated record. NCBI's taxonomy places the organism in Eukaryota, Metazoa, Chordata, Mammalia, Didelphimorphia, Didelphidae.
GGCCGGAGAGGAGCGUGGAUGUGACCGACGUCACCAAGCAGAAAGACUGCAAGAUGAAACUGAAGGAGUUUGUGGAUUACUACUACAGCACCAACCGGAAACGGGUCCUCAACGUCACUAACCUGGAGUUUUCGGACACCAGAAUGUCCAGCUUUGUAGAACCUCCUGAGAUUGUGAAAAAGCUCUCCUGGGUAGAAAACUAUUGGCCCGAUGAUGCCUUACUGGCCAAACCCAAAGUGACCAAGUAUUGCCUGAUUUGUGUGAAGGACAGUUACACUGACUUCCACAUAGACUCUGGAGGGGCCUCAGCCUGGUACCACGUGCUCAAGGGGGAAAAGAUCUUUUAUCUCAUCAAACCAGCCUCGGCAAAUCUGUCUCUGUACGAGCGAUGGCAGUCGGCGGCCAAUCACAGCGAGAUGUUCUUCGCCGACCAGGUGGACAAAUGCUACAAGUGUACGGUGAAGCAAGGCCAGACGCUCUUCAUCCCGUCAG